AUGGCGAUUUCCUGGGAUUCCAUCCGGGCCUUUGUCCUCUUCUUCGGGCCCAUGCUACUGCCCAAAGCCAUCUCCUACUAUCGAAGCGUCCGAUCCGGUGCGCGACGACAUGGCCUUUCCGUGCAGCCCGUCCCAACAACGAUCCGCAUAGCCAUAUUCAUGCUCUCAUUCUUCGCCUUCUUGCUCGUCCUCAAGACACUGCCCUUCUUUUCGCCCGAAAACGUCUUCACCAAGACGCAGAGCCGGCUGCAGAUACCCGUCGACGUGCUCUUCAACCGCAUCUCAGCCGUGCGGCCCAACAACGUCUACACCGAAUGGGAUCACGUUCUUAGGUCCAAAUUCGUCAACCAGGAAAGCCGCCUCCUGUACUUCCAGUUCGGCCCGGAAGUACUGGCCGAAUGCCUCUUCUGCAGCGCUGACGAGCCGAGGAGCUACUUCUACUAUGCCCUCCCCGCGAUCCUGUGGCCGCACAUUGCAAACUUGACUGCGCUCGCUGUCGUGACGAGUCCUUCGGUGACGGGCAAAUACGGCUCUCAGUGGCGGGGGCUGGCAACGAUUGUCUCUGCGGUUCUUGCCGGCCUGGAGGUGUAUUUCGUGCACUCUUACAACCAUCAGGCGAACUCGCGGGCGCUGCGUCUGAGCGAUGUAGACUUUUUCUACUGGACGAUGCGCAACUAUAGAUUUGUCGCCCUGGCAGCUCUUGAUGCUGUUGUUGCGUUUGCUUUAUACCUGUCAGCUACUAACCGUGCAUUCGUCCAGCCUCCAUCUCCGGCAGAGCGAAUUGAGCUUGUCAACAGGGCGCUCGUUGCUGCCAAGAGCAAGGUGAAUGCGUCUGGCAUUGUAAAGAACACAAUCAUGCGGGACGAAGAUUUGCGAUCCCGUUCGCAAGGCUACUGGCAGCACGAAGUUCGACUCAUGGGAGAGGUUAUGGAGGAGCGAGAAGUCAUUGAUGGCGUGAAUGACGCCCUAAGCAACAGGAUUGAUAUCCAAAACAUCACCCGGGAUGCAGAAACUUAUACGCAGGGCGUUUUACGACAGCAAGAAUAG
Messenger RNA from Trichoderma atroviride IMI 206040, 1047 nucleotides. RefSeq lists its product as uncharacterized. The record is from RefSeq and is a predicted model, not a curated record. NCBI's taxonomy places the organism in Eukaryota, Fungi, Ascomycota, Sordariomycetes, Hypocreales, Hypocreaceae.